Messenger RNA from Paramuricea clavata, 1051 nucleotides. The record is from the annotation of a GenBank genome assembly. Lineage: Eukaryota; Metazoa; Cnidaria; Anthozoa; Malacalcyonacea; Plexauridae.
AUGCACUUGCACUGUAUUCUUGACUUUGGUCCAGUCUACUCGUUCUGGUGUUUUGCCUUUGAGAGAUUUAAUGGUAUUCUUGGCUCAUACCAUGUGAAUAAUCACAACAUUGAGGUUCAAUUAAUACGUCGAUUUUUAGAAAAUCAGCAAAUUGGAAGUUUCCAUUGGCCUGAUGAAAUUGCUCCACUGAAAACUGUUCUUCGGCCAUCAUUGUCGUUGAAAGGCUCUCUUGCAGCUGUUGCCAGAGUUACUGGGGACGAACAUCGACAGGCAUUGAGGCAAAUUAAUUCUAGAGGGGAUAAUUUAAAAGAACGAGACUAUACUAGUGGUAAGUUUUAUCUGCCAUUAGGAACGAUUAAGGCUAAAUAUCUUUGUGAUGAAGAAUUGUCUGAUAUCAGAUCAAUGUAUGAGAAACUCCAUGAACCAGGCGAAAUUGAAUCGGUUCAUCAAUAUUACGAGGAGUUUUAUGAACUAUUGAAUGUCGGAGAACUUUUUGGAUCGAAGAUGUCAAGAAAUUCUGGGUCAUUUUUCAUCCUUGCAAGAUGGCAUGGACAGUUGGAGCUUGAUACUGUGACGUCAGACAGGAGACCUGGUGAGUUACUGUUACUCGAUAUUUUUGGUCCUUUACUACUGUGUACUGUGCACAAAAUUGUUUUUUCUUACUUUUAUUAGGCCUCAUAAUUUAGUUGUCUUAAGGACAGUGGAAGUAUAAAUUAAGUUUUAGUUAUUACAAUUCGUUUCAGGGGAAAUCGAUCAUUUCCUGCGCCAUAAACUAACAGUCUGGAAUGGUGAUGGUGGCAAUACUGUCUUGAGGUAUAUUGUGGCUUGUGUUCAUUGGCUGAAGCUUCAUCCUCACUGCCGAAAGUAUUUUGGGUUGCCAGUUCAGGUAUGUCUUCAGGACUACGAACUCCCAUCUUCAGCCACAUUCAUCCCCGUUGGCCAUAUAUCUCACAGAUGUGCAGCUGCGAAGGUCAAGUACAAUCUUAGAACAAUUAAUGGAGAUGAACAGAUUGUCGUAAUAACGCCUAUCGAAAGGCAAUUUUAUAUGUGA